AUGCGCACUUCACGGGUUUCAAAGGAGACAGCAAAAGUGCUGCAAGCGCUCUCAUCGCCGUCCCGCCGCCAGACCCGUGCUUCCUUGAAAUCAAGUGCACUCAAGAGUUUCUCGUUAGACGCGGACCAGCCUGCCAAUGUGAGCCUUAAAACAGAGCUUCCGGAAGUCAGCGAAGAUGAUACCUCUUCGCUCUCGUCCGUGAACACCGUUGACAUUGAAGAUAUCCUGGAACCUCCGUCGAAGCGCCGCAAGCGCAACAUCAGCACAACUACGACACCGAGCACAAGCCGAUCAUCGUCAAGAUUGUCUCGCAAGGUGAGCGAGAAGCACGUACAACCGAAAACCGAGGAUGAAACUACUGUACGGAAGACACGCAAAACUCCUGCUCGCAGAAUCCAAGGAGCAGGGGCUUCCAAAACCGGGCCACCUCCGAAUUGGGAGAUCAUGUACAAUGCAGUGAAGAAGAUGAGAGAGGAAAACCCAACUGCUCCUGUUGAUUCCGUGGGCUGCGCCGAGCUCUACUGGCGAGGAUCGUCUCCAAGAGACCGGCGGUUUCAGACGCUGAUUGCGUUGAUGUUAUCCUCGCAGACCAAGGAUACCACCACGGCUGUGGCGAUGCAGCGGUUGCACACGGAACUAGGAGAUGGUGGAGCUGUUCAUGUAGAGCCCACUGAUAUCAAGAAGGAGGAAGAUGUGAAGCCAUUUACUGACAGCACUUUGAAUCUCGAAAACAUUCUGGCUGUUUCUCCAGAGCGCCUUAACGAACUCAUCCGCGUUGUCGGUUUCCAUAAUAAUAAGACCAAGUAUAUCAAGGCGGCGGCUCUCAUCCUCCGUGAUCAAUACAACUCCGAUAUCCCUCCUACUGCAGAGGAGCUGAUGAAACUCCCUGGGGUGGGUCCGAAGAUGGCGUAUCUCUGCAUGAGCGCUGCUUGGGGAAAGGAUGAAGGUAUUGGAGUUGAUGUCCAUGUCCACCGAAUCACCAACCUCUGGGGCUGGAAUAAGACAAAAACGCCUGAAGAAACCAGGAAAGCGCUGCAGUCCUGGCUGCCAAGGAACAAGUGGCAUGAGAUCAACAAACUCCUUGUUGGUCUAGGGCAGACGGUCUGUUUACCUGUGGGCAGAAGAUGCGGGGAUUGCUGCCUUUCUGGAAUGGGACUGUGCAAAAGUGAAAUCAAGGGACUUGCCCUGAAAAGGGCCAAGGAGACUGCCCUACCAGACAAGUCAGAGGUGAAGAUAGAGGAGGAUAUGGCAUGA
Monascus purpureus is the source of this 1254-nucleotide messenger RNA. Lineage: Eukaryota; Fungi; Ascomycota; Eurotiomycetes; Eurotiales; Aspergillaceae. The record is from the annotation of a GenBank genome assembly.